AAUCGAUUCUGCUACCUUCUCUCGGAGACUGAAUUCCACUUUCCUCGACCUCUUGGACAUAGCUACGCAAAAACGGAUAUCUUCGACACUCUUGUCCAUUUCUUUCCUAUCAACUUCUCUUCCUCAGCUCCCACAUCAACAGCUUCUACGACUCCCACAACUCCCAUCAUGGCACCAUCUCGUAAACUCCAAGUCGCCAUCUCAGGCCUCGGCCGCAUGGGAGCCCGCCACGCCCUAAACUUCCACGAACGAACUCCUCGCGCAGAAGUCGUAGCAGCCUUCACCCCCGAACCCAAAGAAGCCGCCUGGGCACGCGCAAACCUCGACGGCUGCGUCGUCUACACAGACUUUGACGAGAUGCUCAAGCACCCCGGUCUCGAGGCAGUCGUCGUAGCCACCGUCACAACCGCUCAUGCCCCUCAAGCCAUUGCAGCUAUCAAAGCCGGUAAACAUGUGCUCUGUGAGAAGCCAUUGAGCACCUCUGUGGAAAUCUCCCAGAGCGUUGUGGAUGCGGCGAAUAAACACCCGAACCAGAAAGUGCUGUGUGGAUUCUCCCGCCGCUUUGACGCCAGUUAUAGAGAUGCGUUUGCAAAGAUGGACAGCAAUGCCAUUGGCCGUCCUGCAAUCUUCCGCUCCCAGACCUGCGAUAAACUCGACCCUUCAGGCUUCUUUGUCGACUACGCACAGUUCAGUGGCGGUAUCUUUGUAGACUGCAAUAUCCACGAUAUCGACUUGGCAUUGUGGUACUUUGGACAAGAUGUAAUGGUCAAGAGUGUUUAUGCUGUUGGCAUCACUGCCGUGCAGCCCGGGCUCAAGAAAUGGAAGGAUGUGGACAACGGCGUCGGUGUGGUGGAGUUCUACGGUAACAAGAUUGCUUACCUGUACUCGUCACGUAUGAUGGCGGCAGGACAACACGAUAUGACAGAGAUCAUUGGCACCGAAGGCAAACUGACCGUCAAUGCCAACCCCUCUGGCACGCUUGUCGAGAUGAGCGAGGCUAGCGGUAUCCGCAGAGAGAUUCCUGGAGACUACUAUGGCAGAUUCUACGAGGCGUUUGUGAGGGAAGCCAACGAGUUUACGGCCGCGUGUUUGGAUGACACAAAGUUGCCAUUCAAGUUGAGUGGUGCUGUACAGGCUGUCAAGAUUGGAUGUGCUUUGCAAGAGAGUCUGAACAGUGGCAAGAAGAUUGAGUUUGACGAGACUGGUCGUCGUGUUGAGGUUGCUUCUCUGUAGAAGGGGUUUGAGGUAGAAAGAUUUUUGAGUCUAUACAUAUACAAAAGAAGAAUACAAUCUGUCUUGCACUUUAC
Molecule: messenger RNA, 1307 nt
Organism: Aureobasidium subglaciale EXF-2481
Lineage: Eukaryota; Fungi; Ascomycota; Dothideomycetes; Dothideales; Saccotheciaceae
Exons: 1
Coding region: 169-1233 (354 amino acids)
Biological process (GO): NADPH regeneration
Cellular component (GO): cytoplasm
Molecular function (GO): oxidoreductase activity; nucleotide binding
Source: RefSeq, a predicted model, not a curated record